AUGUCCAAUUUACCUCAAAACGAGUUCGAUGACUCCGAUUUAGAGGGACUAUCUCCAUCCGUGAAACAUUAUGUCUAUGAAGGACCAGAUCAAUUUUCUCGAAUCUUUAGACUUGAAAAAGAUCGUUGCCUACGUUCAAUGCCCAAUGCCGUUGAAACUCCCACCAACCCCGUUACGACAACUGGGAGCCUAAGUACGAAAGUACAGGCAGAGACUGAGAUCAACGAAUACUUUGUCCUUUCGAUCGAUGCAAGCACAUUCGAACGGGAUUUCGCCGAUGACGGAAUCGAUAUUCCUCACAUAGUAUCAUCCGAAUACAGCGCACAGAAAAGCCGUUUGGUGAUUAAGAUGCCGAACCCGGUGCAUAACCAAGUCGGCAUAGCCCUCCACGGCGCCAUUAAAACGGCCCUUGUGCCUAUGAGGCUUCACAACAUGGUCUUUAGCUGGGGAACGGUCAAUGUUGACGUGGGUAGUGGCCGGAUGAAGCAAGCAGACAUGGGGUGGGGACCCCGAAGAUGCUCUCCUGGGACUCCCAAGAAACCAACGGUAGUGCUUGAAGCUGGUGUCUCGGAGAGCCACAAGAGGCUCUUCCACGACAUGGAGACUUGGCUGAACCCCCACAAGGGGAACGUUAGGAUGGCACUCUCCAUAAAAGUGGUGAGAAAUCGACGCAAGUUGACGAUCGAAAAGUGGGUAUGGGACGCCACGAACCGCAUACCCAGCAAAGUUCAGGGUAUCGUCCUUGAGAGGAACGAGACAGGUCAAACGACAAGUCGCGGGGGGGAUCUGAUGAUUCCUUUCAGGGACAUAUUCCUGAGAGAUACUGAGAGUUCUCGGGAAACCGACAUCACCAUCGACACGGGGGAACUGCAAGCCAUUGCCGAACUCGCAUGGGACAUGCAGUUUCAAGAUGAGGAUGAAGAUGAAGAGUAG
Molecule: messenger RNA, 933 nt
Organism: Penicillium waksmanii
Lineage: Eukaryota; Fungi; Ascomycota; Eurotiomycetes; Eurotiales; Aspergillaceae
Exons: 1
Coding region: 1-933 (310 amino acids)
Source: RefSeq, a predicted model, not a curated record